UAUACUUACGCACUCACUAUAAAUGGAUUCUAGUGAUUUCACCGUCAGUGUGAAGUGGAGGGAGGUGGUGGCAGCGGUGCUGCCAGUACCCGAACAACUUUUGCCAAUGUCAAACCUAGAUUUGCUCCUACCACCCCUUGAUGUUGGAAUUUUCUUCUGCUACAAGAAAAGUAGCAAUCAUACGGAGCAAAAUUUGUCGCCUGAAAGUAUGGUGAGCAAUAUAAAGAAAGCUCUUGCUCAAACUCUCGUGUCCUUCUACCCAUUCGCCGGAGAAAUCGUGAAGAACCACCUUGGCGAGCCGGAGCUUCUGUGCAGCAACGCCGGAGUAGAUUUUGUGCAUGCACAUGCUGAUAUAGAGCUCAAAGAACUGGACCUGCAUCGCCCUGAUGUCUCCGUUCAUGGAAAACUUGUUCCCGUAAAGAUUCGUGGCGUGCUUUCUGUUCAGGUGACGGAGCUGAAAGGCGGCGGUCUUGUAAUUGGAUGCACAUUCGAUCACCAGGUGGCGGAUGCCCAUUCGGCCAACAUGUUUAUGACUGCAUGGGCGGAGAUUUCUCAAUCAAAGCCAACAACCCACCACCCAUUUUUCCGCCGUUCACUUUUAGCCCCACGCCUCCCUCCGCAACAUGAUAAAUUGAUAGAUAAAAUGUACGUAAUGUUAUCAUCCAUUCCCCCACCUCCAAAGGAAAUCGAGGUAAGUAAUGAUCACCUAUUGAGCCGAAUAUACUACAUGAAAGCAGAAGAAAUCGAACGCCUCCAAUUCCAAGCCAGUUAUAAUGGAACUAGAAGAAGCAAAAUCGAGUCAUUCAGUGCAUUUUUAUGGAAAACAAUAGCCGAAGGAGGGAAUGACCUUUCGAAGGGAGUAAGAUUGGGCAUUAUAGUUGAUGGAAGAAAAAGGUUGGAAGGAAGAGAAAAGAAGAAUUUGUCAUUGCAAAACUAUUUUGGAAAUGUUCUUUCGAUUCCUUACACAGAAGCCAGUAUUCGUGAAUUGAAAUCAAUGACACUCAAAACUGCUGCGGAUUUGGUGCACGACUGCGUGGAGACGGCCGCCACAGAGGAGCAUUUUUCUGGGCUGAUUGAUUGGGUAGAAAUUCAUAGGCCAAGGCCGGCCAUUGUGAAGGUGUAUUGUCCGGAUGGAGUCCAAGGCAACUUCAAUGUUUUUGUAGUUCCAACCAAAACUCUCCCAAUUAGAACUCUUGUGCUUGUAAUGUCUCUCUAUAAUUCAGCCAGUGCUUCUCUUUUAUUCCCACAGCAGAGUUUGGGAUACUAA
Messenger RNA from Olea europaea var. sylvestris, 1267 nucleotides. RefSeq names its product omega-hydroxypalmitate O-feruloyl transferase-like. The record is from RefSeq and is a predicted model, not a curated record. The transcript has 5 exons. NCBI's taxonomy places the organism in Eukaryota, Viridiplantae, Streptophyta, Magnoliopsida, Lamiales, Oleaceae. Gene Ontology annotation, molecular function: acyltransferase activity, transferring groups other than amino-acyl groups. The coding region runs from base 23 to 1267 and encodes 414 amino acids.